Messenger RNA from Psylliodes chrysocephalus, 2610 nucleotides. Lineage: Eukaryota; Metazoa; Arthropoda; Insecta; Coleoptera; Chrysomelidae. The record is from the annotation of a GenBank genome assembly.
GAACAAUUUUACACUUCCAUCUGUUUCCAAAACCUUCUCGAAGUUUCUAGAUUGUUCCAGAUCGCAGUAGGCUAUAAAAGCGACCGACAAUUUGAAAACGCGUCAAAGUUAAUUCAACUGCGAGUACGAGAAGCGAAGCUUCAGAGUGACUUUCCAAAGCAUUUUCAAAGCGAUUUUUCAGUGAAUCGUGUUUUAUUGGUGAUAUUUUUGAGAAAACUCAUCAAAGAUGCCUGAAGAAACACAAACCGCUGAGGUUGAGACCUUCGCCUUUCAGGCCGAAAUCGCUCAAUUGAUGAGUCUGAUUAUCAACACCUUCUACUCAAACAAGGAAAUCUUCCUCAGAGAGUUGAUCUCAAACUCCUCAGAUGCAUUGGAUAAGAUCCGUUAUCAAUCACUCACAAAUCCAUCAUGUCUUGACUCUGGAAAAGAUUUGCACAUCAAAAUCAUUCCCAAUGAAAGUGAAGGUACUUUAACCAUUAUAGAUACUGGUAUUGGUAUGACCAAAGCUGAUCUUGUCAACAACUUGGGUACCAUUGCCAAGUCUGGUACUAAAGCAUUCAUGGAGGCCCUCCAAGCUGGAGCUGACAUUAGCAUGAUUGGUCAGUUUGGUGUUGGUUUCUAUUCAGCAUAUUUGGUUGCUGAUAGAGUAACUGUCGUCUCUAAGAACAAUGAUGAUGAGCAAUACAUCUGGGAGUCUUCUGCUGGAGGCAGCUUCACUAUUCGCCCUGAUACUGGUGAACCUUUAGGCCGUGGUACCAAAAUCGUUCUGCACAUCAAAGAAGAUCAAACUGAAUUUGUAGAAGAAAAUAAAAUCAAAGAAAUUGUAAAGAAGCAUUCUCAAUUCAUUGGUUACCCAAUCAAAUUGCUUGUUGUGAAAGAAAGAGAAAAGGAAUUGAGUGAGGAUGAAGCUGAAGAAGAAAAAAAAGAAGGUGAAGAGGAAGACAAAGACAAACCAAAAAUUGAAGAUGUUGGAGAAGAUGAAGACGAAGAUAAAAAAGAUGAAAAAAAGAAAAAGAAGAAAACAAUCAAAGAGAAAUACACUGAAGAUGAGGAAUUAAAUAAAACUAAGCCAAUUUGGACUAGAAAUGCUGAUGAUAUCACCCAAGAAGAAUAUGGUGAAUUCUACAAAUCCCUCACAAAUGAUUGGGAAGAUCAUUUAGCAGUUAAACAUUUCAGUGUUGAAGGUCAACUUGAAUUCAGAGCCCUCCUCUUUGUUCCGCGUCGAGUACCAUUUGAUCUAUUUGAGAACAAAAAGAAGAAGAACAACAUCAAAUUGUAUGUCAGGAGAGUGUUCAUCAUGGACAACUGUGAAGACCUCAUUCCAGAAUAUCUCAACUUCAUCAAGGGAGUGGUAGACUCUGAAGAUUUGCCAUUGAACAUUUCCAGAGAAAUGCUUCAACAAAAUAAAAUUCUUAAGGUGAUCCGUAAGAAUUUGGUUAAGAAAUGUUUGGAAUUAUUUGAAGAACUUACUGAAGAUAAAGAUGGUUUCAAGAAAUUCUAUGAACAAUUUUCAAAGAACAUCAAAUUGGGCAUUCAUGAAGAUUCUCAAAACAGAGCCAAAUUGGCAGAUUUGUUGAGAUACCACACCUCUGCUAGUGGAGAUGAAGCUUGCUCUAUGAAGGAAUAUGUUAGUCGCAUGAAGGAGACACAGAAACACAUUUACUACAUUACUGGUGAAAAUAAAGAACAAGUAGCUCAUUCUGCUUUUGUUGAACGUGUUAAGAAGCGUGGUUUUGAAGUCAUCUACAUGACUGAACCUAUUGAUGAAUAUGUUGUCCAACAACUUAAAGAAUAUGAUGGCAAGACUCUGGUUUCAGUCACUAAGGAAGGUUUGGAAUUGCCUGAAGAUGAGGAAGAAAAGAAGAAACGUGAGGAAGACAAGGCUAAGUAUGAGGGGCUUUGCAAAGUCAUGAAGAGCAUCCUUGACAACAAAGUUGAAAAGGUUGUAGUUUCCAAUCGUCUCGUAGAAUCCCCAUGCUGUAUUGUAACAUCUCAAUAUGGUUGGACAGCAAACAUGGAACGUAUCAUGAAAGCCCAGGCUCUUCGCGAUACCUCAACCAUGGGUUACAUGGCAGCCAAGAAACACUUAGAAAUCAACCCUGACCAUUCUAUCAUUGAAAAUCUAAGACAGAAAACAGAGGUCGACAAAAACGACAAAGCUGUUAAAGAUUUGGUCAUCCUGCUCUUUGAAACUGCUCUGCUUAGUUCUGGCUUCACAUUGGAUGAGCCUCAAGUGCACGCUUGCAGGAUCUACAGGAUGAUUAAGUUGGGUUUGGGAAUUGAUGAGGAAGAAUCUAUGCUUACUGAAGAAACUCCAGCUGGUGAUGCGCCGGCCGCUGAAGCUGGUGAUGGUGAAGAUGCUUCCCGAAUGGAAGAAGUUGAUUAAAUUUUGGAAUAGUUUUUCUUUAAUGAGCAUGUGUUAUAAUAUGUUCUCUGGCCAUCUCAUUCCUUAAUUUGUAAAUAUUUACUUUGAUUUUUAUACUGAGUAUUAUAAAAGUUUUGAUUCGUGACUAAUGUGUCAUUGGCUGUGUGGAAGUACUAACGACCAAAUGUCAUCAGAAGUUGUACUGAUUUUCCUUUUUCUGUAAUAAAAUAUUUUGAGUUCAACAA